Alexandromys fortis (reed vole) is the source of this 420-nucleotide messenger RNA. RefSeq names its product microseminoprotein, prostate associated (gene Msmp). NCBI's taxonomy places the organism in Eukaryota, Metazoa, Chordata, Mammalia, Rodentia, Cricetidae. The record is from RefSeq and is a predicted model, not a curated record. Bases 1 to 420 code for a protein of 139 amino acids. Gene Ontology annotation, cellular component: cytoplasm. The transcript is spliced from 3 exons.
AUGGCUCUAAGGAUGCUCUGGGCUGGACAGGGCAAAGGGAUCCUGGGAGGCUGGAGGAUCAUCUGCUUGGUGGUGUCUCUGCUCCUGCAGCACCCAGGAGUUAACAGCAAGUGUUACUUCCAAGCUCAAGCUCCCUGCCACUACGACGGGAAAUACUUCACUCUGGGUGAAUCCUGGCUCCGCAAGGACUGCUUCCAUUGCACCUGUCUGCACCCCGUGGGUGUGGGCUGCUGUGACACGUCGCAGCAUCCCAUUGACUUCCCCGCUGGGUGUGAAGUGCGCCAGGAAGCAGGAACCUGUCAGUUUUCUCUGGUGCAAAAAUCUGACCCUCGACUUCCCUGCAAAGGGGGAGGACCCGACCUAGAAUGGGGCUCAGCUAACACCCCUGUUCCUAGAGCUCCUGCUCCCCACUCCAGCUAA